Molecule: messenger RNA, 582 nt
Organism: Cooperia oncophora
Lineage: Eukaryota; Metazoa; Nematoda; Chromadorea; Rhabditida; Trichostrongylidae
Source: the annotation of a GenBank genome assembly
AUGGGAUAUACUAACUCUGCCGACGUCCUCGCGCUCAGAAUUGAAGACGAUCGUGAGGUAUCCCUCAAGCUAUGGAAUUUACAUUUGUUCUCAUCCGGGGCAUUCAGUAACGUAUAUCGCGGAUUCGCUGAGUCAGACACUAAUAUACCUAUGGAGGUCGUGGUCAAGAAAACAUGGUCCGGACCUCGGGAUGCGUCUUCACUAACAUGUUUCGAAAUUCAAAUCUUAAAAAUGUUAAGUCGCCUCAAUCAUCCGAACGUUGUCCGAUUACUUUACAGCUACCGUACACAAUACGCUGAUAAUACAUGCUUUUCACUGAUAUUCGAGUUUUUCCCACUGAACCUCUAUCAAUACCUGAAAAAGCACAAUCGCCGAAUUGCCAUCAUUGAAACAAAGAUGUUCGCAUGGCAAUUGUUCCGCGGACAGUACCAUUUGUUAAGGGCCGGUAUUUGUCAUCGUGACAUUAAACCGCAGAAUCUGCUCGUUGAUGAGAACACCGGCCUACUGAAAAUCGGUGAUUUUGGAUCGUCAGCAUUUGAGCCGAGAAAGACCCCUCAACCUAGCUACCAUGUGACAAGGUAA